GCCUCAGUCGCCAUGUGUCAGCCUGAACGCUCCCAUUGGCUGCAGACUGUGAGAACCUCCAGCAAACUCCAGACUCACACAUUCAUAUGGAGAUUUGGGAGUAUAAAUGGAGGAGCGAGGAGAGGGAGUUCAGCACAGCUCAGGUCUGAUCCUAACAGAGAUCUGAACACAAGACACACAGCCAUGGCUCCUACAAUCACUGGAUCAAUCAUCAGCAGAGAACAACUUCCAAUCACAAACAAGCUGAGAAAGCCAAUAGUGGAGAAGAUCCGCAGAGAACGUAUCAACGGCAGCAUUGAGAAGCUCAAGUCUCUUCUGGGUCAAGAGUUCCUAAAGCAACAGCCCGACUCCAGACAGGAGAAAGCUGAUAUCCUGGAGAUGACGCUUGAUUUCUUGAGACGCUCCCAGGAUCCCUCAGGCUGCUCUAAUGCAGCUCAUGACGGACACUCCAGAUGUGUGCAGGAGGCCGUCAACUUCCUGUCUCAGUGUCCAGUGCAGACUCAGUCCCACAGAAGACUUCUGAAGCACUUCCUGCACAUGCAGCCGUCCACAGAGAACAACACUCAUCAGCUCCAUUCACCAGACGCAAAGAGCAGCAGCAAAGAGGAAACUCUGGCGCUCUGGAGACCCUGGUAGAGACACCAGGACCGUAUGAUUUAUCAGACAGAAUUCAUAAUGCCAGUCUGAGAUUGGCAUGGACUGUAAUUCUAAUGUAGGAAUUGAUUUCCGCCUCUGCAGCUUCUGCAGGAUCUUUAAUCUGCUUUCAGAGAAAGUGGCUGUUUUAUUGAAACUGUGUGACCAGUAAUAUUUGAUCAGAAUGUACAGAAUCAUUUGCUGUGUAAAAUGAUUAUUAUAUUCCUGAAAAA
Rhinichthys klamathensis goyatoka is the source of this 866-nucleotide messenger RNA. Its product is annotated as transcription factor HES-5-like. Lineage: Eukaryota; Metazoa; Chordata; Actinopteri; Cypriniformes; Leuciscidae. The record is from RefSeq and is a predicted model, not a curated record. Gene Ontology annotation, biological process: regulation of neurogenesis; anterior/posterior pattern specification; regulation of transcription by RNA polymerase II. The transcript has 2 exons. Gene Ontology annotation, cellular component: nucleus. Bases 13 to 636 code for a protein of 207 amino acids. Gene Ontology annotation, molecular function: protein dimerization activity; DNA-binding transcription factor activity, RNA polymerase II-specific; RNA polymerase II cis-regulatory region sequence-specific DNA binding.